This is a messenger RNA of Exophiala aquamarina CBS 119918, 1722 nucleotides long. RefSeq lists its product as uncharacterized. Gene Ontology annotation, molecular function: DNA binding; zinc ion binding. The transcript has 3 exons. Lineage: Eukaryota; Fungi; Ascomycota; Eurotiomycetes; Chaetothyriales; Herpotrichiellaceae. Gene Ontology annotation, cellular component: nucleus. Gene Ontology annotation, biological process: DNA-templated transcription. The coding region runs from base 1 to 1722 and encodes 573 amino acids. The record is from RefSeq and is a predicted model, not a curated record.
AUGUUGAGGAUCGCCAUGCUUGACUAUCUGCGAGAGGGUGACGAACCACUGGAAUAUGAAGGGAAAUGCCAUGACCUCGCCUCGACCUAUCGGAAUCGUUUUACAGAUUGCUUGAUACUUGCCGAUUAUACUCACCCACAAGAAUCUCUCAUCGAGGCCUUGAUUAUGCAUCAAUAUGGGGAGUAUGUCGGAAGUCGGGAUGCCAGGUCGAGUGUUUGGGUCCUAGGCGGAAUGAUUGUUCGACUCGCGAUGCGAAUGGGAUAUCAUCAAGAAUCACAGCCAUCUCUACCAUCUACCCCAUUUAAGACCGAGAUGCGGCGCAGAGCAUGGGCUUUCAUCAGACAAUGCGAUAUCCUCGUUUCAUUUCAGAUGGGGCUUCCUUCGAUGAUAAGCUCACGCAUGCUUGAGGCUCCCCUUCCUCGAAAUAUCCACGAUGACGAUAGCUUCAACGAGAAUUCUGUCACCCUUCCACCUGCGCUACCAGACUCCGAGCCAACACAGAUAUCCUACCUCAUUGCAAAAACGAAAUUGGCCUUCGGGUUUGCUCGUGCACUGGAGGAAAUUACUGAGGCUAGCACAAUGCCGUGGGAACGAAUUCUUGAGAUCGACCGAGAACUCAGGCACAUUUACGAUGACGUUCCCGACUACUAUAAAAUCGGUCACUUAUCCAGCGAUGACUCUCUUGUGCUGGUCUCCUGUCGAUUCGUGCUAUCCAGCAUUCAUCACAAGUCCCUUUGCGUAGUGCAUAGUCGCUUCCUCGAAAUUGCUAGAUCAGAUUAUAGGUUCAUCUACUCGAGACGAGUUUGCCUGAGCUCAGCUAUGUCAAUCCUCCGAUUUCAGGCUAUACAGAACCAAGACAUUCCAGUUGACGGCCGUUUGCGAAGUCUCACUAAUUACCAGACAUCAUUGGCGAUACACGAGUAUCUCCUGGCCGCAACAAUAAUCACCGCGGACCUAAGUUCAAGUGCUACAGACAAUACUGCAAACCAACAACCCAUAAAUGGUGUACCGACACGGUCUGAAAUGAUCAAGGCAUUGAGCUUGAGUGCACGCAUCUUUGCACAGAUGCAAGAUCAGAGCAUGGAAGCUUAUAAAGCAGCUGAUGUUCUUCAGAUGCUUGUCAAAAAAUUCGAGGCAGAGGAUCAAAACAGCGCGCGAAGCCCGAAGGAGCGCCAAAGUGCGGAAAUUGGGCGACCGACUGGCACAAGACCGAACGCCAUCAGGCCUGGUUCCGGGUCUUCAGGUCGCCAAACCACACAUCCAGGGUCAUCCUUGAGAACGACCGAUAAAUCACCCUCUAUGAACUUCAGCUCUGGGCUAAACCUAGGUUUUGCUGAUGAUAGGCACACCCAACAACCUUCGCGGGGCCCUUCACGCCUCUCUCAGAGCGUUCAUCCUGAAAUGUCGAAUCCAAAAAAGAUGGGAAUGGAGGGAAUCGCGAAUCUGGACCCACUGGCGUCCUGGCCUGAAUCCCACGAUGGUAGCCUUGUCACACAAUCCAGCCUUCUCACGCAAAUGUUCCCGGACUUUGAUGGUUCUGCCAAUUGGAUGACGCCGGAACAGACAGAUGAUUCCUCGCAGUCAAUAGUAGAGGACAGGGUCCCUUCAGGUGCGCCAGUUUCCACGGAAGCAAAUGGUUUCAACUACUCGGCAGGAUUAUCUCUGACAGAUCCCAUGUCUUCUCUUUGGAAUUUCAGCUCAGGGACUUCAGGGGGAUUCUAA